ACGUCUCGAGCUACUUAGCGAGCUCUCACGUCGAACCGUCAGAAGGAGCGCUCAGUGCAACGAACCACUCUGCCGGUAAGGCCACGUACGACUUCAACUGAUCCUCUUUUUUUUUAUCCCUCGGGACACAGGAUUGCUUAGAGGACCAUGCGUUCCGCGCUUAGACAGCUGUACAUCAUGCUUUGGAAGAACAUCUUCUUGAAACGUUUCCAGCGCCACUACGUCACCACCAUCCUGGAGAUCGCGCUCAUGGUGGCCUUCAUGACCGGCAUUCACAGCAACGCCGUCAAGCGGGAACAGCUGAUCCGACACUCGGUCACACUGUACCCGCCCUCCAGCCCGAUGACGUAUUGGAGGACUCUGAAGAAUAUAAGCAACAUACAGACAGUGGUCUUCACACCUCAGACACAGUAUUUCGCCAAACUGGUGCGAUCGGCCACCGCGGACCUGGGCAUCAAGACCGUGCUCAGCUCCCCCACGCUCCAGCACCUUGAAGAGACGGUCAAGUUAAACCAAAACACGACACCGUCCACCUUAAUCGGAAUAUUUUUCGACGGUGACUUUACGAAAGACCAGACCCCGCCACAGUCGCUGGACAUCGUCGUAUACCCCACGCAGCUGCAGCUCGAUACAGGCGUCCGCUUCGGCGAUAAGCUGUCGACGCAAGCACCCGGUCCUAAUGACGAGUCUCGCUACAACGAGAUGAACACCAUCCUGCCCAUCACAGCCCGUCUCGAGUACCACCACCUGAUGAUGACCGCUCAGCGAAAGAACGUGGCGUUCAAUGCCGACUUCAAACUGCGCCGGUUUCCUUACCCCAGCUACAUAGAGGAGCGGAGCCAGAGGAACUAUGGCCUGGUCCUGACGCGUUUCUGCGUCGCGAUGCUGAUUCCGUUCGCGGUCUUUGUGGCGAGGUUGACGGAAGAGCGUGGUACAGGCAUGAAAGAAAUGAUGCGUAUCUGUGGCUUAAGUGACUGGAUCUACUGGAUCAGUCAUUUCCUGGGCGCGUUCUUCAUCCUGCUUAUCAUCGUCACGAUGAUGAUGAUUUUCCUGACCAUCCUCCGCAACAAAGAGGGAAGGACUUUCAUCCAAUACAGUGAUCCGUUGCUGCUGUUUUACGUGCUGAUGGCGUUCAGCAGUUCUGCUUUGCUGCAAGCGAUGUUUCUUUCAAUCUUCUUCUCCAGCCCUGCAUCAGCCGUCGCCGGUUCCAUGCUCUACUGGACCUUUAGCUGCGUCUUGCCCUUCACACUACUAGAAGAUCCAAGCGGACUGGGCUACUAUUACAUUACUCACGAUGAAAAAUUGUUGACAUCCGUCUUUCCUGGAAUGAACCUCCACUGGUGCUUCCGAAUUAUCGAGCGCUUCGAAAAGUACGUUCCAUCUGGAGCAAACUGGAGCAAUUUUUACGACAUCGACGCGACGCCUGAUAACGUGACAAUCGGCGAUAUCCUGCUCGUCGGGUUCGUCACCAACCUUAUCAUCAUUGUACUAAUAUGGUACUUGGACAAUGUCUACGCUUCGGGUCCUGGGGUGACAAGGCCAAUGGUGUACCCAUUGAUGAUGAGUUACUGGCUUCCAACGAUGUCUUCACUGAAAGCGCCGCCAAGAAGUGCGGCUGAAUCUCUGAACUUCGAGAAAGAGCCUGGGGACCUCACGGUAGUCAUGGAGUUAAUAGAGGCAUCGAAAGACUACGGCAGCGUGCAAGCAGUCUCUCGAGCCAGCCUUCAAGUUUACGACAAACACAUUACCGUCCUUUGCGGCCACAACGGUGCGGGCAAAACGACGACCAUGAAUAUGAUUACUGGUUUCAUCAAGCCCAGCUUGGGAAACGUCGUCAUCCGGAAGUAUGACAUCGUGGCUAGCACCAGGAAAGCACGUCAAAGCAUCGGCUACUGCAGCCAGUUCAAUAUACUCUUCAACGAUCUUACCGUGGAAGAGCAUCUCCUUGUGUUUGCGGUUAUCAAAGGAGCAACAUGGGGAGUGGCUCGUACAGAGGUCAACAGCCUGCUUCGAGAUAUCGGCCUGGUACCAUUUCGCUCCGAACUCGCCGUGGGCCUUACCCCUGGGCUUCAGCGACGCCUCUGCACCGCCAUGGCGAUUAUACUGGCUCCAAAGCUGGUCGUCCUGGACGAGCCGACGGCGCACAUGGACCCGGACUCGCGCCGUGAAAUGUGGGAACUUUUGCUCAAGUUCCGGCGACGAGACUGCACCAUAUUACUUACGACCCAGUAUCUAGACGAAGCCGAAAUCUUGGGAGACCGUAUCGCUAUCAUGGCCAAUGGUCGCAUACGCUCCUGUGGCUCGUCAACGUUUCUGAAGCAGCGCUUUGGCACGGGUUACCACAUACUGGUCAACAAGAUGGCUCAAUGUGAUAUAUACGAGAUAGAGGAUCUUCUCCAGAAGUAUGCGCGCAAGGCGCGGCUGCAGAGUGAUUCGGCGAACGAGGCGGUCUUCAUUUUGGGACAGAUGGUGGCUACGAGACUCAUCAUUACCAUGUUCCAAGAACUUGAGAGCAGGAAAGGUUCUCUGGGCAUCGAGUCGUUUGGCGUGAACGUCACUACUCUCGAAGACAUCAUGGUCAAAUUUCGCGAAGAGCGCCAUAUUCAUCGUCAUCACCAUCAUCACCAUGAAGCGGGGGACGAAGCAGAGGCCGUCGAAGCGAAACGAUCUCACGUACAAGCGAUGGCUACUAGCACAUCGGCCCGUCCCGGCUGCUUCUACCGCCUGUGGGGCUUGACGGCAAAGCGUGCAGCCUACGCUACACGGGAGUGGAAGCUGCCGCUCUUCAGUUGGCUAUUCCCUCCCAUCCUAUUGUACACCCUCUUUGGACUGGAAAACAUCUCAACCCGCGGAGGGUCGCCGAUGAUGACCGCCAGCAACCGCAUCGACUAUACCUUCGACGUGGCCUACUUCGCCCCAUUAACUACUAUUUUCCACAACGCCCAAGACGAAUUCGUUGACACGUACCUACUCCCGGCGCUAUACGACAACGGCGCCAUAGCAAGCAAAGAGGAUGGGUACGGCAGCGUACUCGGGUACCUUCUCCUGUUGUCGUCGCAAUCGCUGCGCGCCUAUAUCUUCCAUCUACAGGUGGUCUACGAGAUGGACGAACACAACGGGACAACACUCUGGUACAACGGCCAGAACCCGCACGCGGCCAUCCUCGCCAUGCACGUGUACAACAUAGCACUGCUGAGGAAUUUGACCAAUGACCGUUCAGCCUACAUUCAGCUCGAAAUCAUAGCUUCCAGCUCUGCGGCAAAGGCUGAGGACGAAGAUGAAACUUCUCGCGGCACCUAUAGAUACGUACUCCCAAAGGUCCUCCGUUCCAUCUUCUUCCCCAUGGCUUCAAGUCUCAUGUGUAGUAGUUUCAUCGUCUUCCCGGUUACCGAGCGCAUUCUCCACUUCAAGCACCUGCAGUUCAUGACUGGAGUGGGCGGUCUUAUGUACUGGGGAGUUAACUUCGUCUGGGACUUCACCUUCUACGCCAUCGCCGCCAUCUUUCUCAUGGUCCCGUUGCCCGCCAUUUAUGCAGUUAUGCCGACCGAUUACUUAGAGGCCGUGAUCGUCCUCAAUCUGCUUCACGGUGCCGCGGCGUUGCCCUUGAUAUACAUGUUGUCCUUCGUGUUUGACAAUCCCAGCUUUGCCUUUUCUACGGUGGCCAUCUGUACUUUUAUAAUCGCUGCUUCAGGGUCCCUGGCUGCAACCUUCCUACACGAAGCAGCGGAAUCCGCAACCGGUGGUCUGCUACUACUACUGCCAGCCAUCAAGUACUUGCUUCGUCUCAUACCUUCCUACGCUUACACGCGUGGAAUGAUCAAGAUGUUGGAAAUCAUCAACGAAAACUACAUUUGCAGCAAAGGCGGCGAGCAGCUCGAACGCGUUUGCCAUGGAAGCGGCAUCGCGCACAGGCACUCCUUACAGCUAUGCUGCAACGCUUCCUACAACGAACGCAUGGAUGCCAUAAUCGAACCCUUCAGUGCGAGCUCUUACUCCGGCUACUACGAAAUGUGUACGCUGGCCGUGGAAGGUCUGGUUCUUUUUAUAAUCCUCGUCUUCGUGGAAUCCCAGCUCGCACGGCAACUGCGAAGAAUAUCGUUUGGACAAGGGGAAAAGCAAGUGGGCUCACAAAGCCCGCCGAAAAUCAAGAAUGCCGGCCCACCAGCCCGUAAGGAAGACAGCGAUAUCGCUGAAGAAGACAAGCUCGCGCAGAUCCUCCGCACCGGCUACGAGACAUCCCCUAUCUCGACAGCCAUGGUGGUGUAUAAUCUCUUCAAGACCUACAGCUACUACAUCAACCCCACCCAAGUGCUGAAUGGCUUGAGCUUCACCCUGCGCAAGGGAGAAUGUUUUGGCCUGCUUGGAGUCAACGGUGCCGGAAAAACGACCACGUUUCGAAUACUGACCGGCGAGGUGUAUCCCAGCGACGGAGACGCGGUCAUUGAGACUUACUCUGUACUUCGGGAUACGCAGAAGUUUCAAAGCUACUUAGGCUACUGCCCGCAGAGGGACGGAGUACUGGACAUGCUCACUGGCACGGAGGCGUUGGUUCUUUUUUGUAGAUUACGCGGCAUUUCUGUGGCUGCCGGUGACUAUAUCGACAUUCUUCUCGACAGCUUCCAUCUCAACGAGAUCGCCGAUCAUCUCGUCGGAACAUAUAGUGCUGGCAACCGACGCAAGUUGUCUUUGUGCAUGGCUAUAGUUGGCUUGCCGAGAGUUCUGCUUCUGGACGAACCGUACGUCGGAAUCGACGCUACUGCGCGCAAACGCAUCGUGAACUAUAUCUCCGCGUUGCAGAAGGAAUCCAACAUCGCCAUCGUUUUAACUUCACAUAGCAUGAGUGAAGUCGAAUUCCUCUGCAACCGCAUCGCAAUCUUGGGAGGGGGCAAGCUUCGAUGCCUGGGCUCUCUGCCUCAUCUCAAACAGAAAUUCGGCAAGGGCUUUACUAUAACGGUGAAAUGCUAUCCGGACAAGAAGCAGGACGCUAUUUAUCAACGAGAGGUGGUGCAGGUGCUGAAGGCCUACUUCCCAAUGGCGCAGCUCAUUCACUCUUAUGAGGGCCUCCUGGAGUUUCGCAUGAGCGACGCCACUUUACCCUGGAGCGAAAUGUUCACGCGUAUGGCCCAAAUUAAAAAAAUUUUCAAGCUGCAAGACUUCUACAUCGUGGAUACUUCCCUGGAACAAAUCUACCUCAGUUUCACGCGCAAGGAAGCGGUCAUAACUGGACACCAUGGAGCGGAAAGCCCCGCAAAGGCCACCGUUACGCCUUCGGCGUCUGGCUGUUGGUCGCCCGCUUGCGUUCAUAGUUCACCUUGCUCAUCGUCACGGACGCGACCUGGCAUGGACAGCGUCGUUCAGGUCUCCUCCGUUGUGUGGCGCCUGCUGUACGCCAAGCGAAUGCGGCGCCGUCCUCUCGUGUCCCUCAUCGAAAUCUUGAUCCCUCUGGUGCCCUUCAUCUUCAUUGAAGAUCUGAAGUCAAAGACGGACUCUUCGUCCUUCGUCAACAGCAUCAUCUACCCAGUCUUCACCCCCGACAUGGAAGACAUCAAGUUCGAUACCAUCUACAUCGGACCAGACAGUGAUUACACCCGCAACAUGUGCAAAGAGAUCCAGAGAGCCGCUCAAGGAACACCAAUUCAUCUGAUUCCCGAGGAGUCGGACCUUGUGAACCUGUUCACAUCUCCAAACAUCACGGACAACGCGUUGGGUAUCUACUUCAAGGACAGGCAGGGUUCGCACGAAGGAGCUGUAUCCACCUUCAUGGACUACAUGAUCAUACUGUCUUCGGGCAUAUACCACUUCCAACAGCGGCAAAAGGAAAACACCAAAUCGGGUCCCUCGGAGAUUCAGGACGUGAUAAGCAUGCGAGUGACGGCAGUACAAGCGGUGGUGGAAAUGGCCCACGUGAAGAAGUACUACGAGAUGGCAACGGGUCAAAAGAGCGAGUUCAUGCCAUUGAAAGUGCGACGUCGUCAGUUCCCCUUCCCGACGUACCAUGAGGAUGCCGAGAACCUCAUGUUCUUGAUCACCUUGCGUCUCUAUUUUUCCUUCAUGGUUCCCUUCUGCGUCGUCGUCGCCAGAGUCGUAGAUGAAAGGGCCAGCGGUAUGCAGGGUCUGACGCGUCUCCUGGGACUGACCCGUACCCGUUUCUGGUUCGGCGUGUAUGCGGCCAACAUGUGCAUGUGGCUCCUGGGCUGUUUAGCCAUUCUUGGUGUCAUGACCAAAGUGGAAGGGGAAUCCGGCGUCCCUUUCCUCUUCCGCACGGACCCGUCCAUCAUCUACUACUCCAUGGUUCUCUUCUCCUCGGGCUACAUUCUUCUGGCUAUGGUCAUCUCUCUUUUCUUCACUGCCGCGAGUUACGGGACUGCGUUCGCUAUGUUCCUGUGGACUGCGACAUUCUUCGCUCCUUUCAUUGCGUUCCACUGGGUCAAACGGUCGGUAUCUCUCUAUUGCAAGAUGGACCGGAAAUACAAGCUCUACACUGCCACGAUUCCCAUACACGGCCUCUACUACAUUUUUCGCAUCUCUGAACUCUACAAAUCAUACGACCAGAACUUCGAGUGGCAAAAGAUCUACACUUACGCCCUGAACAAGGACAACGUGAAUGCCUUCGAGCUCAUGCUAUCGUUGGCCGCCUUUUCAAUCUUCUGUCCCAUCCUCAUCUGGUACUUGGAGGUGGUUCUACCAUGGACAACCACUGCUCCGUUACCCGUCUAUUUUCCUUUCAUGCGGAGUUACUGGAUUCCACCGGAGACGGAAUACGUGCCAUCGCAAGAAAGUAAGUCCGACAAAGAGAGCGAGGAACUUGCCGAAGGACACUUUGAAGAGGAACCUAGACAUCUCCUCUUGGUUGUGGAAACUUCAGCCAUAUGUAAGAAAUACCACCGAAAGCUCGUGGUGGACCACGUGACAAUGCGUCUGUACCAGAACCAGGUCUUCGUGCUACUAGGUCAUAGCGGGUCCGGAAAGUCUACGCUGGCUGAAAUGUUAGGGGGCUUGACGCGUCCAUCAUCUGGCACCGCAGUUAUCGAGGGCUUCGACCUACUCACUCAGCAUAUAGACGCUCUCUUUAAUGUCUGCAUCUGCAUGCAAAAGAACUGCCUGUACGAUGAACUCACCCUGCAGGAACAUCUCUAUUACUUCGGCAAGAUGCAAGGUUUGCCACUGGACUUGUUGACAGAACAGACGGACAUCCUCGUCAAGCAGCUGCGUCUCACGGAGGCCCUGAAGUUUUACCCGAGGAAUAUGACUGUAUCUGUCAAACGCAAGCUGUGCAUAGCGAUGUCAGCCAUUGCGGAGCCUAAGGUCCUCAUACUGGACGAACCGACUGCUGGCCUCGACAUCAUUAGCCGUCACGAAGUGUGGGAACUGAUUCAAAAGCUUCGCAGUUCCAGCACCAUCCUUAUCACCACUCAGGACAUGGAGGAGGCUGAUGUACUUGCCGAUCGUAUCGCUAUCAUUGCUGACGGCGGCAUUCGCUGCUGCGGUUCACCCGCUUUCCUAAAGAAACAGUUCGGCACGGGCUAUCACCUGAUGAUCAAGAAGCGUCAGAAGGCGUGCAAUGUCGAAGCCAUUCUGUUGGUAACUAGGUCCUACAUCGGAAGUGUUCAGAUCGCCGCAGAUUUUAGUGGAGUUCUUCGCCUGUCGCUCGGGGUGUCCACGUCCGAGGGUUUCGUGGAGAUGUUCAAGGUCCUCGAACGGUUCCAGGCAAAGCUUGGAAUCAUAGCCAUGACUGUUGGUGUCACCACUAUGGAAGACGUCUAUAUCAAGAUUGCGAACGAAAUGGCCGAACAGCACAUAUGUCGGGUGAAGGAAAACAGCGAGGACACUACCUCAUCAACCGUACCUCUGGAAGAAGCGGACUUCCAAAGUGUCAUUGCUCUGUGCAAUCAGAAGGCUCCUCGUGCCUCGGUCGUUCAACAGACGCGGGCUCUCCUUACCAAGCGGCUCCAGUACACAUACAAGCAGUGGCACCUCCCUGUUGUAGGAAUAGUCUUCCCCUGCCUUAUAUUCCUAAGCCAGCGCGUGCUCCGCACCACGACGAAGACUCAGAGCAGCACAGACACAGAAGUCGAUUACAGUCUCACCCAUCUGUACGAAGAUACCCGCAAAUGGAAAGCCAUCAUGUCCACUGACGAUUCCAUGAGCCUGCUGGCCAAGCGGAGCUACUUAACUCUGAUCGAGGAGAAGGCCUAUGACGUCAUCAACAUCCGCGACAUUCCCGAAUACCUGAUCGAGCUGGGCAGCCAAGAUAUGAACCAGUACACGCAGUUCCUUGUGGGGGCCCAGUUCUACAACAGCUCCACGGACGGUAUGGUGGCAGUGGCCUGGUAUUCCGGCGAGGCCUUCCAUACUGCGGUCAUCUCUAUGAACCUCGUACACACUGCCCUUUUGCGCAACGUCGGCAACGAAGCCAACACGGACAUCAAGGUGACCGUGCGCAUCGCCCCUACCACCGCUAGUGUGUCGCACGUGUUUGACGUCCACAGCGACCAGGCUACGCAGAACCUAAUGAUACAGAUAACUCUGUUCUCCGCUUCCCUUGCCAUCAUGACCACCACGUACGGCAUCUUUCCCGUCGUCGACCGCGUCACCCAGUCCAAGCACCUCCAACUGAUGACUGGCCUUUCCAGCAGGACGUACUGGUUCGCGAACUUCAUCUUCGACUAUCUCUUCUACAUGUUAGCCGUCGGAGGAAUGGUUCCCGUCUUUGCCUUCCUGUUUCCCAAAUUUACGAAACGGAUGAUAUCUAGCAUAGUCUUCAUCUUCAUGGCGUACGGAGCGUGCACAAUACCACUGACGUACAUCCUGUCCUUCAUGACACAGUCUAAAGCAACCAUGUUCUGCCUCAUAUGUGCUGCCACCUUUUUUAGUAGCGGGCUGACUGCUGCCCUGUUUAUCCUGAAGGACACCUUAGAGACUUCAGGGUGGAAGAGGAUCGCCGCAUGGAUCGAUAGCGUCACUCCAAUUAUGAACCUCAAUCCACCAUACGCGUUGGUCCACUCCUUCCUGAGCAGCGCCAAAUACAUGAUGAUCAGGACGCUAUGCGAAUCGCACAUCACCGAAGAGUACAGAUACAUCUGUGUCCGCGAAGGUACCACUUCUACUGCACAAGACGUGGAGCUGAAGAGCGAAUUCGCGUCCGAAUGUUGUCCACACUUCAACAGCCCAAAGAACAACCGCACGAGGAUACCAGUCAUCGAGUCACAGUUCAACAUGUCAUCAUCCACUAGUUACAUGAUCGCCGAGGCUGUUCUCUUCUUUGCCGUCCUCACGUAUUUCGACUCCGGAAGCUUUGGCCAGUUGCGAACGUACGUUCGCACCAAGGUCAGCCGCAAGCAGGCCGCGGCGGGCGAAGUGGACGAAGAUGUUAAGGGAGAAGAGGAUCGUGCCAGAGACCUAGUUACGAGCCGAAAAUUCGACGCCGAAAUGAUGGGGGUGCUCGAGCUUUCCAAGAAACACCGUAAGCAGUACGUGGUAAGCAAUAUCAGCUUCGUGGUGAAACACGGCGAGAUCUUGGGCAUUUUGGGCGGCUAUGGAGCAGGCAAGACGACAGUGUUCCGCUUGCUAACGGGAGACCUGUCCGCGGAUAAGGGCCAGGCUCUCAUCAACACCCCGAACGGCGUCACUUCGCUCCGAGGCAGCAUCAGGGACUGGAAGAGCAACAUCGGUUACUGCCCGGAACACGACGGUUUCUUGGAGCAACUCAGCGCCUGGGAAAUGAUGCUUUUGUUCGCCAGGUUGCGCGGCAUUCCGGAGCGCAUCAUUUCACAGGUAGUGAUCCAGUUCCUUCGCAUUGUGGACCUGGAGAAAAUCAUGUACGACCAAAUCGAGACCUACAACGGUGGCAGCAAGCGGAAACUUUCUCUGGGUCUUGCGCUGAUAGGACUGCCGCCCAUCGUGAUCCUCGACGAACCGACCACGGGGGUGGACGUCCUUUCACGUCAAAAGCUGUGGCACUCCCUGAGAAGCCUACAGACCUACGCUAACACUGCCAUCAUCAUGUCUUCGCACAGUAUAGAGGAGUGCGAGGAACUCUGUGAGCGCAUCAUUAUCAUGAUGGACGGGCAGAUUCAGUGCAUCGGCACCAUUCCUCACCUCAAAGCGAAGUUUGCACAGGGCUACACGUUAACCGUCAAGACCCACAUGGAAUACCGCGAAGACGAGGACUAUAUGAAGAAGGUCCUGAAGACCAUAGAAAGCACGUUUCCGGCCAUUAAGCUCCAGGAGUCCUACGAGGGCCAUUUAGAGUAUCACCUUCCGAAUAUUGGCCUCACGUGGAGCCAGAUGUUUUCCAUGGUGGAGUUCCUGCGGAAGAAGCUCAACCUUCUCGACCUCCUGUUGAGAAACACCACACUGGACCAGAUCUACGUGACCCUGGCUAAGAAGGAAGAAGGUCGAAGGAUAGAGUUCGAUGAAGACUACGAAGAAGUAGGCGAAGAGGUCAACUAAUUCUAUUCAAUACUCGAGCGACUAAGUGAAAUAACCGAACGGAAGAAAUAAUGCACUCAUAAACUCUGCCUAUCAAGAAAUAAUAAUGCAUUCAUAAACUCUU
Molecule: messenger RNA, 10555 nt
Organism: Ornithodoros turicata
Lineage: Eukaryota; Metazoa; Arthropoda; Arachnida; Ixodida; Argasidae
Exons: 40
Coding region: 148-10452 (3434 amino acids)
Biological process (GO): lipid transport; transmembrane transport
Cellular component (GO): intracellular membrane-bounded organelle; membrane
Molecular function (GO): ATP hydrolysis activity; lipid carrier activity; ATP binding
Source: RefSeq, a predicted model, not a curated record